CUCACUGACCUUUCCUUCAUGGUACACGUCUUUGUCGGCUUGUAGGGGUUGAACCCUUCGACUGCAAUUGUUUGUUUGCCUGUUUUUUUUCGGCCCGCUCAAUUACCUGUACGCUGUUGAGGUCAAAUUGGUAGGCUUUCUUGAGUGUGGGCAGAGUAACGUGUGAGUGUGCCUUCUGCCGGGGAAACACAACAGCAGUAUCGGUUGCUUUCCAGGAAACACACAGUUCCAUUUUCUUGCCCUGAAACCGGCGGGUCAAGGAAGGGAGCGCCCCUGCCUCUAGACUUCUUCUAUGUUUUAGCCUGGAUUUUUGGGCCGAUUGAGUCUUGUCCGCGCUUAAAGCUUUGCCUUACACCUCGACAUUUAAGGAGAAACUGGCCAUCUACAUUGCGUAUUCAAAGGUUUGAUCGGCAGUUCGCGGAAAAACCGGUUCCCAGCUUCUGCUCUGUAACGAGAGAUGGGUUGCCUGGAUUUGGUCGCAGACUGCAUCACUUAACGUGAUGUAUUCAAGCAGUAGUCCAAUGACUCCAUAAGGUUGCUUGUUCUCCAUCGCCCUCAGGUAUUUCGUUUUGGCGCAUUGCCAAAGUCAGGCUUGUGUUUGUGUUGUCCAGUAUAAUUUUCAUGGAACCCGAAUGGCCGAUUUGGUAUGAAAUCGCCUAGAAGCCCCCGAGACUUCGUCACGUAUGUCGUCCUGUCCAAGACAAUACUAAGACUGACCUUCAGCCACCCCAUCGAUUCGUUUGCACAGCGCCUGCUAAGCGGAUGAGAGGCCGAUGUACCCAUUAAAAGCUGAAGCGCAUUUACUUUGCUUGGUUACCUCGGGUACUGCCCGCAUACGUGUGAUAUUAAAUCCUACUCCAUCUAUCUAACUCCAUCUAUCUUCCUACAGCCACUGCAAAUUGCGUUACAGGGUUCCUGCAAACAAAUAAAGACAUUCACAUUUAGAACCCUCAUUGGGUCUUAACGGAGACGCAGUGUUGAGGUCGUAAAAAAGUCCAUUUGUUAGUCUCUGAGACGCUUCCUCAAGUUUAUCCUCCCACCCAUAACGAUAGACCCGUGAAAAGACCCAAAUGUCCAAAACCCUAAAUUACCUUGCCUAAGGAUGAUCACAUAUUCAUCCCAUACUUCUCACUUUUCCUCAAGCUCCAGAUUAAAAGGCUGAUUCAUUAACAUUUUUCCGAUCAGCUGCCAAGACCUCCGGGUCACCCUGCUUGUCGAUGGUGGUGUCACGCAUAUGGAAAGUCACCCAGCAGGCAACCUAGAUCGGGAAAAGUGUCGUGCCAGCUGGAAUGUUCCCAUUGAUGGUACCGCCGCGCCAGCAACACCAACAGCUACCUCCCCCGUGUCUCCCCGCGCUGUCCUCAACUCUGGCCUGAUACGUGCCAAGUUUACUCUCUCCGCGGGCCCCGGUAAGCCUCAGCCGGUGGCCUUGCAGUUUUGUCGCGACGGUGGCGCUCUGCCCAGUGGAACCACAAUCACCCUGCGCUCGGAGGGUUACCGUCUCACCAUGUGCAAGUACCGUCUCCUGGGUGAUCGGUACUUUUGUGAUCCACCGGUUGCACCCCUGUCUCUCGCCUCAUCCGGGCGCGAGACGAAGCCGUCUGGCGGCCACUAG
Messenger RNA from Spirometra erinaceieuropaei, 1615 nucleotides. Lineage: Eukaryota; Metazoa; Platyhelminthes; Cestoda; Diphyllobothriidea; Diphyllobothriidae. The record is from the annotation of a GenBank genome assembly.